Molecule: messenger RNA, 1413 nt
Organism: Tauraco erythrolophus (red-crested turaco)
Lineage: Eukaryota; Metazoa; Chordata; Aves; Musophagiformes; Musophagidae
Source: RefSeq, a predicted model, not a curated record
UUCUAUAGGUGCUGAUGCAAAAACAGUUUAGCAAUGGAUCAAAGAAAAAAUGAUAGCUUUGUCCCAAGUAUCACACAGUUGGAAGACUUCCUAACAGAACAUGACUCCAACGUUGUUUGGCUGUUAGUAGCAACAAUAUUGUCUUGUGGAUGGAUUAUCUACCUAACUUAUUAUAAUUCCCGGAACAUUGGACUGAUUUUAACGCUGGUUCUUAACAGAUUGUAUAAACAUGGCUACAUCCAUAUUGGUUCCUUUUCAUUCUCUGUGCUGUCUGGAAAAGUCAUGGUUCGCGAAAUCUAUUUCAUCACAGAAGACAUGUCUAUCAGAAUUCAGGACGGAUUUAUCAUAUUUCGCUGGUGGAAGAUGUACAACCCUAAGCAGAAACAGCACGAUCCAAAGGCAGAAACACGACUGUAUAUUAUGGUGAAUGACUUUGAAUUUCAUGUGUACAACCGUUCUGAGCUUUAUGGACAACUUCAAGAACUAUUUGGCUUGGAUCCCACAAUAAUUCCAGCAAAGAAAGACGACGAAAAAGCACAAGUAAACGGGAGGCAGAGAACGCACACCAAUCUUGAAAGUGUUAAAGUGAAAACGGAAUCUCAAGACCCUUCUUCUUCAUGGAGAUCACUUAUUCCAGUCAUUAAGGUCAAUGUGAGCACGGGUCGCUUGGCAUUUGGGAAUCAUUAUCAACCACAAACACUUUGUAUUAACUUUGACGAUGCUUUUUUGACAUAUACCACAAAACCACCCUCGAGCCACCUUGAUCAGUUUAUGCACAUUGUGAAGGGAAAAUUGGAAAACGUUAGAGUCAUGCUGGUUCCAAGUCCACGCUAUGUUGGUCUUCAAAACGAUGAACCACCGAGGCUGAUGGGUGAAGGCUUUGUUGUAAUGCAGUCCAACGAUGUUGAUAUCUAUUAUUAUAUGGAUGAACCAGGUCUUGUACCAGAGGAGACGGAGGAAAGCAAUGAUGAAGAAGCAAGCAAUGAAGACAGCAAACUGCAGGAUCUGCCACCAUGUUGGGGUUUGGACAUUGUUUGUGGAAAAGGAACAGACUUUAACUACGGGCCUUGGGCUGAUAGGCAGAGGGAUUGCUUGUGGAAGUUUUUCUUCCCACCAGACUACCAAGUUAUGAAAGUCUCAGAAAUUGCUCAGCCUGGAAAACCAAGACAGAUUCUUGCUUUUGAACUGCGGAUGAAUAUUAUUGCAGAUGCCACCAUUGAUUUGCUUUUUACCAAAAACAGGGAAACUAAUGCUGUCCAUGUAAAUGUUGGUGCAGGAUCAUAUUUGGAAAUAAAUAUUCCCAUGACAGUAGGAGAAAAUGGCUAUUCACCUACAAUUAAGGGGCAGCUUCUACAUGUUGAUGCCACCAGCAGUAUGCAGUACAGGACUCUCUUAGAAGCUGAAAUGCUAGCU